AUGGAAUCCGCGACUGUUCCCCGGAAAGCACCUCUAGACCUAACGACCCCUUUACGUCCGCCAUCGCUUCACCUGGCUAAGCUAGACGUCGACAUCCUUGCCAGGGUUCCAAGGCGAUGGGAGUCGGAGCGCAACGCCGACGAGCCAGAGGAGCCAGAACCCUCGGUUGACUCUCCCGUCGGUUCGACCUUUGGCUCUUCCUUCUCGCAAAGGUCAUCUACGGGCUCCAAUUCAACGAUGCCAACCGAACCGUCAUCGCCCAUGACGCCAAAAGAGGAACAUGAUCCGGAGUUUCUCUCUCGACAAACACUCACCUUUCCUGUUCCACCACAUCCACAGACGGAGCCACUCAAACGAAAGUACGAGACGCCUGAUGAAGACGUCAAAAGGGUCAAACUUCCUGGUUUGCAGUACCUUUCCAAUCCUCGCAGGAAAGACUCCAUGGCCUUGCACGAGGACACCAAGAGUGUCAGACUGCCUAGCGUGCAACACCUCUUCGAUUCUUCGGACCAGAAGUGGAAUGUCUCGGAUAAUGCAACCGCAGGUGAACCGAAGAAGGUCAAUCUUCCCGGUGUACAUCAUCUGUUCAGCUCUCCAGCACAGAGACCCCUAUUACAUUCGCGGAGCCGAUGUCGUCUUCCAACACCUAGUGCCAGCCCAGAACCAGCCACCGAGUAUGUCUACUCGCGAAGACCAAGUGCAUACUCGACCCAGGAUCCUAUCAAUCAGGGUCCCAAGACGUUUCAGGGCCACACGCCCCCGUAUUAUGCUUCUUGCCAGCAGGACCAAACAGUGUUCCGCAGUGCGCAGAACAUCCCCCAACAGCAUUACGACUUCAGCUACCUGCCGCGUCAGCAGCCCUCGCCACCUAGGGAGAUGUCCAGGAAAGAGCGGGCGAAGCCCAAGAAUGGGACGCACUGCAACGUCAAGUACGCCCUGGAAGAGACAGACUUCAACCGGUACCACAAGAUCGACCUGAAGCAGGGGUGGGAGGCAAUCCGAGUCAUUUUCAACGCCAAGUUUCCCAUGGUCGGCGAUCGCAACCGGACAGUACAGGGCAUCCAGGGUGAUCACUACCGCGAUAACAAGUGCCUUCCCUUCAUCGCGGACGGAAGCAACCAGCUGCUGUUCAUGCCGAACGGGCACGUCGAGCACACCGAGGUCAAGGUUCGCGAGCAGGGCGACCGCAAGAAGUGGUACGGUCUGAUCUACCUCUACCCAGAGCGCGCCAUGCUAUAUCCGUGGGUGCUGCCCGAACACCGACAGAUCGCUGCCGACUUGCUCAAGGACAGACUCGUCCAGAAGGAGCGCGCCCGACGCGAAGCCAUGGAACGCGGGACAUGGGUCGAGAAGAUGCAGCCCAGCCGCUGCGGCUGCUGCCCCAAGGAGGACCGAGAACGAGACGCGAACAAGCGCGAGAAAUACGCCGUGCCGACCCCCAGGUUCAGGCUGCCGCACAACUUCAAGGCGGCCAACAUCGACUACGACUUUUCCAAGUCGUCCAAGCUGUGA
This is a messenger RNA of Anthostomella pinea, 1512 nucleotides long. NCBI's taxonomy places the organism in Eukaryota, Fungi, Ascomycota, Sordariomycetes, Xylariales, Xylariaceae. The record is from the annotation of a GenBank genome assembly.